CUUCUCUACAGACUACUCUCCCUCGCAGUCCUGAAGGAAUACUCACCUUGGGCUGGAGAGAGUGGGAUUUGAAUAUGGUGUAUCAUCAGGCCUUUGUCCUGAUAAAUGGAUGAAUACACACGCCAUAGCCAAACUUAGAGGUGUUUGUCCCUUCUCUGUUCUGAGGGUGCUGUGUGUACCCUGAACCAGGGUUUCUUUAUUCUAUAACCCUCAUCUAUACAGCCAUGCAAGGGCGGAGUCUGCUCUUCAUCUUUUCCCUCCUCUUCCUCCUCCUGUCAUUCUCCGAGGAGAAAAAGAAGUCCAAGCAGCCAUCAGAUGCAGUGACAGUGUCAGACAGUACGCCAGUCAAAGCCUCACUGGAAUCAGGUCAGCUGAGUACUAAGGAUGGGCGUCGCUGCACCUGGGAGAUGCUGGAAAGAGGAGCCAACAUACUGCUCCAGGUGAGCUGCUCCCCCCAUGGGAAGGAGGGGCUCACAACUCCCUACACUUGCCAGUUUGCUGGAAAACCUCAGGAAUGCUCCAUAUAUAGCAUUCAGUCCUCCCAGUAUUGGAAACAGGUGGUGAGCAAACUUAAGAAACGCAAGAACGCUUGUGAGGGUGAGAAAGUCCUGAAAACUCGCCUGUGUAAGAAAACGCCCAAUGCAUCUCACAUGAAACUCACAGAGAGAAGUGUGGAGGAAACGACCACGCAUGUGAGCAAGGGAAUGAGAGAAGAGAACAAACGGAAAACAGACGUUCCUACAAGGAAAGGAAAGGAAGUAGAGAAAGAGAAUGAAGAGGAGGUGAAGACAGAGGAAGAUGAGGGAGUGGUGAAUGAUAGAUUCUCAGACAUGGAGCCUGCCACGAGCUACUGUGGAGAGGGAUGGCAUUCGAUCUGUAGUUUCUUUGUCAAGUUUUUUGAUGAUUAAAAUAUAUCUUGCUUUUCGGACCCAGUGGAGGAUAAAACUGAAGGCUAGAAUGUAUGUAAAAAGGGGGGAAAAGACACUGUCAGGUCACAUAAAAGUUAGUCUGCACCCAGUCAACAUUAUAGAUAAAAACAACCAAGUUGUAAAGAGAAACAAAAAUAGAGACAGAGAAAGUAGCUUAUAUGUAAUAUUUAACAAUCACACUAAUCACAUUGAUUAUUAUUUUACACAAACUGUAUUAUUGCAUAUUGUAAAUAAGUUUGAUUUAUCUUUGUGUAGAUAUGAAUAAUUGUAAUUUGUAUUCCACACAUAACAUUUGACUGUUUGCUUUUUUGCUCAUUUUUAAUAAAUGUUUUUUCAAAUGUUGUAUAUGAUUAUUGCAAAAG
Messenger RNA from Myxocyprinus asiaticus (Chinese sucker), 1291 nucleotides. RefSeq names its product fibroblast growth factor-binding protein 1-like. Lineage: Eukaryota; Metazoa; Chordata; Actinopteri; Cypriniformes; Catostomidae. Gene Ontology annotation, biological process: cell-cell signaling. The transcript is spliced from 3 exons. Gene Ontology annotation, molecular function: growth factor binding. The record is from RefSeq and is a predicted model, not a curated record. The coding region runs from base 225 to 908 and encodes 227 amino acids.